Colletotrichum truncatum is the source of this 1974-nucleotide messenger RNA. RefSeq lists its product as uncharacterized. Lineage: Eukaryota; Fungi; Ascomycota; Sordariomycetes; Glomerellales; Glomerellaceae. The record is from RefSeq and is a predicted model, not a curated record.
AUGGAUCGUGCCAUGGUAAUGAGAGAUAUGGAGUACGAAGAAUCUGCCAUCAUGGACGACGAUAGGGAUGUCGACAUCGUCGGGAACGUGGGAACCACACCGCAGCGCCUCGCCUUGGGACGCUCGCCCUUGUCCAAGACGCGCUCCAUGUCGGACGGCGGGACGCCCUCAAAGCUUUCGCCCUCGCCGCACAUUGCCGAGCGCAACACCUCCAAGGACGACAGCCAUAUCGGGAACACGGGACCGGUGGCGACAGCUGCACCUCCCGUGACUCCCCACCGAUCCGAGUUUCCCCUCCGCGGCCUCUCGCUGCAGAUGCCUGCCAACUCUCCCUCCUCUUCGUCCGCCGUCUUCACCAAACCAGCACCGCUGUCCCCGAAGCUCGACCACUCCCAGAUCUACGCAAGCCCCACGCAUAUCCUUCCACGUCGCUCGCGCGGUCUCGAUUUCUCCCGUGCCGCGACCAGCCUGCACCACUCGACCCUUGCGGAGUCGUCGCCCGACUCGUCCCCCACGAUCGGAGGCAGAGGGAUGAACAUCCCGGGAAGGAGGAGCAACGACUACGGCCAGGCGGAGCAAACGACGACCUCUUUGUGGUCAAUGAUGGGCAAUCACGAGCGCAUGACAGUCUCGAGCUCCCUGGGCAGUGCGAACCACCCGCUGGGAUCCGAUUCUUCAUCCUCUUCCGACAACGAUGACCUGAUGGACGAGGACAUGGAUGAGCCAUACAUCGGAACGCCGCAAGCGAACAAGUCUCUAUCGUCGGUUGGGGCGCAUCUUCCCGGCGGGCCGUGGAUGGGGGGAGGAUCUCCUGCGAUGAACAGUCUGAUGAGCUUCCAGCAGAGGCAGCGACCGAGGAAACAACAGAGGAAGAAACACAAGCCCCCUCUGGGCCUCGGGUUCAACCCCUCCACUAUGGCUGGGCUCUCUAAGUCACCGCCCAGCAACAUGUCAAAAGACGUCUCGGCUCACAACCGGAGGGAGAGCAUCAGCUGGCAGGCAAACCAGCUCCACAUAUCUGGGAGCGAGGAGGAGAGGGGAGAUAACAUCGAUGGCAUCCUCACAACUCCCAGUCGCGACGGGCAACGAACUACCGUUAUGAAACGCGUGGUAACCCGUCGCGGAAACUUACUACCUAAAACGAAGAACUUUGCACGUAUCAGGGCAGCUCUUUUCGAGGAAGGCGCACCCGUAGAGAUGGAAACGCGGCGCGAGGCCGAAGUUGUGCGCCAAGUACGCGAAAGCGACGUGGACCUCGAGCCGCCCCGUCCACCACCAGCCUCAACAGCUCACUCAUCACCGAAUCUCGGUACACAGGAAGCUUCACUGGAUGACAUUCCAGAAAGCAUGAUUUCCGACUCCGCGAUGACGUUAUCAAGCAGCUUCAAGCAACAAGCACUCAAGAACUCCAAGGGCACCAAGUUUUGGGACACCUUUUCCGAAUCGAGUAGCAUCGGCACACGCACAACACCGCCGCCCCAAACUGGCCUGCCCCGUGGCUCUUCGUCUGGCAUGAGCGAGGACAUAUCCAUGGACUCGCCAUCCCUCGGACCGACGGCAGGUUUCGCUAUGGCAGCCAGCAGCGGCGAGUCUCAAAAGGGUGACACGCCACUCCUCGCGCAGGGCCCCCAACCAGCACCCAGCGCGGCGGAAAUCACGCGGCGUAUUAACAGCAAGCGCCGAAGGGAGGACGAUUUCGACCCCGUUAGCUUCAAGCGCCGCGCCGUCAGCCCAGGCAUGAGUGUGCACAACUCGCCCAUCAUGCAAAGCCCCAUGCAGCGCGACGUGGCGCCGUGGGGGUCACGGCCCGGCAGUAACAGCGGCGACCGCGGCGGCAGCGAGUCGGGCAGUCUGGGCGGCACGCCGGGGAGCAACCCCAACGGCAACGGCCGGGUGAAUGGCAACAAGGGAAGAGUCGGGUUUCAGGGCAUGGUCGAUACCAGUGACGGCAUGAUGCGGAUGAGCAUCGAGUGA